Messenger RNA from Alosa sapidissima (American shad), 1891 nucleotides. RefSeq names its product UTP3 small subunit processome component (gene utp3). The record is from RefSeq and is a predicted model, not a curated record. NCBI's taxonomy places the organism in Eukaryota, Metazoa, Chordata, Actinopteri, Clupeiformes, Clupeidae. Bases 237 to 1631 code for a protein of 464 amino acids. Gene Ontology annotation, cellular component: nucleolus; small-subunit processome. Gene Ontology annotation, biological process: maturation of SSU-rRNA from tricistronic rRNA transcript (SSU-rRNA, 5.8S rRNA, LSU-rRNA). The transcript is spliced from 17 exons.
AAGGGGAAGGAAAACAGGAAGUGACGUCGUCUCUGGCAUGGUGUCCCGUGGUGCUACACAUGCCGACUGUUUUUUUUUAACUUAAACUAGUUUCGUUGUGUCUUGAUUCAAGUGAAGAAUACGUGCAUGAUUUGUGAUCUCCGAGUUCUUUUCGUGUGGCCGAUAGAUUCAUCCAUUACCUCUAAAAGGAAGAAAGGAGCACGUGAGCAAACUAGUCUUUUAAGUCCCAAGACAUCAUGGUCCGAGCAAGGAGAACGGUGCGUAAGCCAAAGUCUCAAAAGGAACAUCAGUAUGACAGCGAUGACGAUGACGCAUAUGGGGACACGGAGGUUCCGGACAAGCGCUCCGCCACGUACAUGGAGGAUAAAGUAGAUGCAUUUCACAACGCCAAGAUCUCCAAACUCCUGGCCGAUGGGGUGCAGGAGGACAGUGAGCAGGAGGAGAUUGAUGAAGAGGAGGAAGUCAUGCCUUUAGAGGUGCCGGAGUCCGAGGAGGAGGAGGAGGAGGCUGAAGAGGAAGAGGACAUGGACAGUGACCUCGAGGGGAAGAACCAUGAUGAUCUCCCCAGUGACAUGGCGUGGGGGCACAGGAAGAAGAUCUUCUAUGACACGGAUUACGUCAGCACCAAGGGCCGGUCUAAGGAGGAGGUGGAGGCAGAGGACCAGGAGGAGGAAGAGGAGGCCAAGAACAUCCAAAGACGCCUGGCAGCCAACCUCAGUGAAGAGGACUACGACCUCAACCUGCUGCAGGAGUUUGCGGUGGAGGUGCAGGAGGUGAAGCCGGUGGAGAAGGAGCAGCGCAUCGUGAAGGACCUGAAGAUGAUGUCACAGAAGGAGAAGCUUAAACUGCUGAAGAAGGAGUCGCCAGAACUGCUAGAGCUCAUCCACGACUUCAAAGCCAAGCUGACAGAGCUGAAGGAGGAGAUCCAACCUCUCGUGGAGAUGGUCAAAGAUGGCCGCAUCCACGCUGGCAAGGGUGCUGACUACCUCCUCACCAAGCAGCAGCUCUACCUGCACUACUGCACCAACAUCAGCUUCUACCUGGUGCUGAAGGCCAAGCGCGUCCCAGCACACAACCACCCAGUGAUCGAGAGGCUGGUUACCUACAGAAACCUGAUAAAUGAGCUGGUUACCGUGGAUACCAGACUCGCCCCCCAGCUGCGCCAGCUGCUCUCAGGAGCCAAGAAGCCCGCGGGCACCAAACCCGUCCACCCACACACACACACCAAGCAGUCUGAGGCGGUCGGAGCAGAUGAGGCUGAAGCGUCUGAUUCAGAUCUGGAUGAGGAAGCAGCGCUGCAGUUCUACAGAGGCCUGGAGGAGGGACUCAAACGCAAGCGCACAGCGCCCUCUGCCUGUGCGGGAGCUGCGGAGGAUGACGAGGCUGGAGAUGAAGGCAUGGAAGGAGAUGCCAAGAGACGCAUUACCUACCAGAUGGCCAAGAACAAAGGACUCACCCCCAAGAGGAAGAAGAUCGACCGCAACCCUCGUGUCAAACACCGGGAGAAGUUCAGGAAAGCUCAAGUCCGCAGAAAGGGACAGGUCCAGCAGGUGCAGAGGGAGCUAACCCGCUACAGCGGAGAAAUGUCUGGAAUCCGGGCCGGGGUCAAGAAGAGCAUCAAACUGAAGUAGCCAAUCAGAACCAGACAUUGAGACCCCUCAUCUUUUUUGUGUGUGCGCGCAUGAGAGAGUGUUUACUGCGUGUGUGCGUUUGUGUGUGUGCGUGCGCGCAUGAGAGUGUUUACUGCGUGUGUGCGUUUGUGUACCGUGUGAACUUUGACCCCACUCUGUGUCUGCUCAUCUGUGUAUUGCGGACUAAGCUGCUGUGUGAUCCGCUCUAGUCAUUUGUAUGACCAUGAACAGAAUUCCACAUAAAGACCACGUGACCACCA